This is a messenger RNA of Botrytis porri, 2232 nucleotides long. RefSeq lists its product as uncharacterized. Bases 1 to 2232 code for a protein of 743 amino acids. NCBI's taxonomy places the organism in Eukaryota, Fungi, Ascomycota, Leotiomycetes, Helotiales, Sclerotiniaceae. The transcript has 11 exons. The record is from RefSeq and is a predicted model, not a curated record.
AUGGCCGCUCAGCCAUCAAGAUAUACUCGCCUCGCAGAAUCGCACACGCAUCCUACUGGGGAAGACCAUAAAGCGUUGCAUCGACUUCCCGGUUUACUCAAGAGCGGUAUUACGCCCAUCACCCCGCCUCCAUACGAAAAUUAUUAUAAACACAAAGCUCACCAGGAUUUAAAAUGGUAUCAGUCUCAAAGAUUCAAUGGUUUCACGACGCAGGAACUCCAUCUUCACGAUGCGUUCGCUCCGUAUUCGAAUUUGAAAGCGACUGGACAGUUGACCUGUCCUAUUCAUCCGAUUCUGCAAAGAUCGAAAUGGAGACGGCAACUACCUGCUCAAUUGGCUAGGUAUCCACUUGGGAAUGGACGAGGAGGAUACUGGGAUGCUUGGGAAAAUGAUACAGUUUGGAAUAUGAUGGUACCAUCAUUACAACUAACAACGAUGUUUAUGGCUAGUUUGUAUACCUGGCCUUGGUUUGAUGCUUUAUUCUUCGGAGAGAUGGAAGAGAUAGACCCGGUUGAUUUACCACCCGAACUACGAGGGAAGAAGGGAUAUCAACGAUUCAAAUUACGACGCCCUGAGAUAUGUGCUCAAGUCAAUGAGCGUAUGCGUGCCCAAGAAAUACUUGAAAGGUUUCGGGAUGAUGUUAUUCUGGAUCUGAGUAGUGGACACACAGAUACUAGAUCCGGAUUACCAGAUGAAUUCGAGUUCGCAAACACAAAUGGGGCUCUAGAUAUAGUCACCAAAAGAGGAAUAGGUAUAUCGAUGGCUUUUGAAAUAUUGGAACCAUUGUUUAAUGGCAAGGUAACUGAAGCGGAACGAAUGAUAGUUGCGUAUAGAUUUGCGGCCACCUUACUGCAUGAGCUUUGCCAUGCCUUUUGGGAAUGUCUGCGAAAAUGGGGCAUACGAACGGAUGGUGAGGAUGUCGUUGGGCAGAAUUUAGAACCAUGGUUCGAAUAUCAAAGAACCUCCGAGUUAGGCUUCUCAAUGGAAAGCUUUGUGUUUGGUGGCAUCGCUCAAGAUUUCUUGAGAGAAGAAAGUGUGCCUUGUCGGGGGAUUCCGCCCAUGGGAUUUUAUCUGAGCGAAUUUGACAAAUCAGUAACCGAACCAUUAACAACGAAUCCGUUGAUUCUGAUUAGAAAACCUCCAGACUAUUUUGUUUCACAUAUAUGGCCAAUAACUUUGACUUAUUUUAUAGAUAUUCAGAACCAACUUUGGUGGAAUACAUACAAAGCGGUAUUUGGACCAAGAAGUACGCAUAUUCCGAAACUAUACGGGAAAAGAACCAUCAAUAGGUCAGAUGGUUUACCUCCUGAACCACCCGCUGCUGGCUUCGAAAAUAUAGAUUUAGACACCACGAUGAUAGAAACGGAACCGAAGGAUCAAAUCCAAAGCAUUGUAGAUUGGUUCCGUAACUCGUAUAAGCAGCGCGCCCAUGCAAUCAGAAAUGCAAUAAUUGCUCACGGGAAUUUAGAAUCUAAUUACUUGCUACCACCCUAUCCUCCACCAGGGGGUAAUGAAGAGGAGGACGAAGAAUAUGACGAGGAAGAAGAGGGAGAGGGAGAAGACGACGACGAAGAAAUACCUCCUUGUCCACGUUAUGAUGAGAUCAAGAACUACUUGAUCAACCAAAAGAGAGAAUUGGCUAUUGACACGAUGAAAUUCAGAAUGCCAGAACAUACACUCCAUCAAUAUAUAUGUAGGAAUGGCGGAAUAGUUUUAAGUGCCGAAGAAUGGAGAGAAUUUCUCUUGAAUUCUAGUGAGCGUAAGGAAUUGUUUCAAAUCCGCAACAAGAACGGAAGGCCACCAACCCCGUACCAUGCAAUUCUCCGCACUCUCAGUAAUGGUUGGCCUACAAACUUACCAGCUCCAACUGUUCCGGUGCAAGUAAGGGCCUCUGAGGCACAGGCAGAAUGCUUCUCCAAUGCGACCAGGAUCUAUCUAGCAGACAGAAAAGAACCUUGGUACAGAUUGGAUUUUUGGGAUGCCGAUCUAGAGAUCUUUCUGGUAUUGUGUAAUAACUGGCUGGCUGAAAAUAACCAAGCUCCUCUUCCAAGGGACAUUUUCGAAGCAUGUAUACGAGCGGGUGUACAGCCUCGAUUUGUUCUUGGCCCUAAAGGUAUUGUUCGCAAACUACCUGAUUCGCCUGCGCAACCAAAGAAAUCCAAGAAAAGAUCGGCUCCAGGCCCUCAGCUGGGUCCCCCAUCAAAGCAUCGGGGUCAAAAUCGCCCUAGAUGA